AUGCCGCCAAAACGAAAGCUUGCGCAGACGGCUGCUGACGCUGAGGCCGAGGAUGGCUGGGACGAUAACGACGAGGGCCCUAUGAGCGAUCAAGAGACGUUCGAUCAGCUCAAGGAAGAGUUCGAUGUCAAAGCCAUGACGAAGCGCGCGCGCGCUGGCCGUGUCCGCGACGCCGCAGCAGAUCUCUUCAGAAAGUCGGAUCAAUGGAGUGCGCCCCUCAAGUCGGACCAUUACAACCGUCCGCUAUGGGUCAAUGAUGCAGGCGGAAUCAUCCUCGAGUCCUUCCAUCCUCUCUUCGAUGAAGCUCAGGACUUUUUGAUCAACAUCGCCGAGCCGCAGUCGCGUGUCUCCAAGAUGCAUGAAUACCAGCUCACAACCCACAGUCUGUUCGCCGCCGUCAGUGUUGGUCACUCUAAGCAAGAGAUCAUCGAGAAGCUUGACCGCUACUCCAAGACUGCCCUGUCUGAAGCCAUUAUCCAGUUUGUUGAAAAGUCCACGUCCGCUUUCGGUAAGGCCAAGAUUGUGUUGAAAAAGACGCUGUCCUACAUAGAAAGCGAGGAUCCUGCGAUCCUCCAGAAACUCCUCCGCGACCCCGUCGUCGCAGAGUGCAGGGCUGAUACAACCGAUGGCCUCAUCAAGGAAGCUGCACCCAAGAUCGGCCAGAUGGCGAUCCCAGGUACCAAGCUAGCCGCUGGUGCAAACAACAUGGCACAACAGCAACAGCCGGAAGCUGCUCAAAAUCCUGCUCCCAGCGAUAUGAUUGCUACAUUGCGCGAGGACGACGACGAUGACGAGGUCGCCCAAGUCCACUCGUUCCAGAUUAAGAGUGAGGAGCGUGAAAAGGUCGUGAAACGUUGUCGGGCCAUUGGUCUACCACUGACUGAAGAGUACGACUUCAACAAUGACGAUACCAAUCCAAACUUGGAAAUCGAUCUCAAGCCGCACGCCCAGAUUCGAUACUAUCAGGAGAAGGCUCUUAGUAAGAUGUUUUCAAACUCUCGUGCCCGUUCAGGAAUCAUAGUGCUGCCAUGCGGCGCAGGUAAGACCCUAGUCGGCAUCACAGCUGCCUGUGGUGUGAAGAAAUCCGUCAUUGUCCUGUGCACAAGUGCCAUGUCCGUUGUUCAGUGGCGCGCCGAAUUCAUCAAGUGGUCAAACAUCAAUCCAGAAGAUGUGGCCGUCUUCACGGCAGACAACAAGACCCGCUUUCCUCGUCAGGCUGGUAUCAUUAUCAGUACCUACUCUAUGAUCAGUAAUGCCAGGAAGCGUUCGCACGAUGCGGAAAAGGUCAUGCAGUUCAUUCGUGGACAGGAAUGGGGACUGCUGAUAGCUGAUGAAGUGCACGUGGUGCCUGCCAACAUUUUUAAAAAGGUCACCUAUGAGAUUGCAUCACACGCAAAACUUGGCUUGACCGCCACUCUCCUUCGAGAAGAUGACAAGAUUGAUGAUCUCAACUUUCUCAUUGGCCCCAAGCUCUACGAGGCCAACUGGCAAGAGUUGUCAGAACAAGGACAUAUUGCCAAAGUGCAGUGUGCAGAAGUUUGGUGCCAAAUGACGCCUGAAUUCUACACUGAAUGGCUCAAGCCUUCGUCGCUGCAGAAGCGUGCUUUACUAUCAAUCAUGAACCCAAAGAAAUUUCAAGCCUGCCAGUUCCUCAUCAAUUACCACGAAUCACGAGGCGACAAGAUUAUCGUCUUUUCGGACAAUGUGUACGCCCUGGAGAAAUACUCGCGUAAGCUUGGAAAAGCAUACAUUUACGGCGCAACCCCACAACAAGAACGUCUUCGUAUCUUGGAGAACUUUCAACACAACGAGCUCGUCAACACCAUUUUCCUUUCAAAGAUUGGCGACACCAGCUUGGAUCUUCCAGAAGCGACAUGUCUGAUUCAAAUUUCAUCGCAUUACGGCUCACGUCGUCAAGAGGCGCAGCGACUGGGCAGAAUUCUGCGAGCCAAGAGGAGGAAUGACGAGGGCUUCAACGCCUUCUUCUACUCUCUCGUAUCCAAGGACACGGACGAAAUGUACUACUCAUCCAAGCGACAAGCUUUCCUUGUUGAUCAAGGAUAUGCCUUCAAAGUCAUCACCCGUCUCGAAGGACUUGAAAACUUUUCGCAGCUGGCAUUCGCGACACCGCAAGAGCGGCGAGAGCUACUCAUGGAUGUCCUGCUUGCCCGUGAAGAGGAUGCCAAGGAAGAAAGAAUCGAAGGCGAUGCGUUUGGCACAAAGUACGCUUCGAACAAGGGCAACAAGAAGAAGUUUGGAGUCCGGAGAGCGGCUGGCACACUUUCUGAAUUGUCUGGCGGACAGACUAUGGCGUACAUGGAGGUCAACAAGAGCAGGAAUAAGGAGCUCAAGGGAACAAAGGGUGUCCAGAAUGCUUUUAUGAGGAAGCUUGCGAGGUCAGGGGCCAAGAAAUAA
This is a messenger RNA of Bipolaris zeicola 26-R-13, 2415 nucleotides long. RefSeq lists its product as uncharacterized. Gene Ontology annotation, biological process: transcription initiation at RNA polymerase II promoter; nucleotide-excision repair. Gene Ontology annotation, cellular component: transcription preinitiation complex; transcription factor TFIIH holo complex; nucleotide-excision repair factor 3 complex. The coding region runs from base 1 to 2415 and encodes 804 amino acids. The record is from RefSeq and is a predicted model, not a curated record. Gene Ontology annotation, molecular function: 3'-5' DNA helicase activity; DNA binding; hydrolase activity. NCBI's taxonomy places the organism in Eukaryota, Fungi, Ascomycota, Dothideomycetes, Pleosporales, Pleosporaceae. The transcript has a single exon.